Acanthamoeba castellanii str. Neff is the source of this 768-nucleotide messenger RNA. Its product is annotated as Vtype ATPase, D subunit. Bases 1 to 768 code for a protein of 255 amino acids. Gene Ontology annotation, cellular component: proton-transporting V-type ATPase complex; vacuolar membrane. The record is from RefSeq and is a predicted model, not a curated record. Gene Ontology annotation, molecular function: proton-transporting ATPase activity, rotational mechanism. NCBI's taxonomy places the organism in Eukaryota, Discosea, Longamoebia, Acanthamoebidae. The transcript is spliced from 7 exons.
AUGACCGACGCGCAGAAGAGGCUCAAUGUGUUCCCCACCCGAAUGACGCUUCAGCUCAUGAAGGGUAAGCUGAAGGGCGCGCAGAGGGGUCACGAUCUUCUCAAGAAGAAGGCCGACGCCCUGGCCAUGCGCUUCCGCGUCAUUCUCAAGAACAUCAAAAAGAACAAAGCGGCCAUGGGUGCCAUCAUGAGGAAGGCCCACCUGUCGCUCGCCUCUGCCAAGUAUGCCGCCGGUGAAUUCAGCACGUCGGUGAUCGAGAACGUCACACAGGCCACGUUCAAGGUCAAGCUCGACGAGGACAACGUGGCUGGUGUGCACUUGCCCAUCUUCAAGAACUACGCCGACAUCUCCAACUUGCCGAAGGAGCUGCACGGUCUCGGCAGGGGUGGUCAGCAGGUGCGGGAGGCCCGCGAGACCUACAUCAAGGCCCUCGACGCCCUCGUCGAGCUGGCCUCGCUCCAGACGGCCUUCAUGACGUUGGACGAGGUGAUCAAGAUCACCAACCGUCGUGUGAACGCCAUCGAGUACGUGGUGCUGCCCCGUAUCGACAACACCAUCAAGUACAUCAUGUCGGAGCUCGACGAAGGCGAGAGGGAGGAGUUCUACAGACUCAAGAUGAUUCAGAAGAAGAAGGAACAGAGGAAGAAGGCCGCCGCCGCCGCCAAGGGCGUGGACGUCGAAGACGAGGUGCCCUACCAGCAGCAGAUCGAGCAGCCCUCGGACUUGACCAACGAGGCCAGGGAUCCCGACCUUUUGUUCGCCGACUAA